CUGAUUUCGGCGAUUCAGCGCGACAUGCGCGACAUUUUCGUCGACAAGGGUUCUUUUUCCAAUCCGGCUUCCAUCUUUCGUACUUCGAGUUAUUAGUCUGUUUCGAGUAACCUGAAGUAGCUGAUGUUGCUUAAUACCGCAUUUCCUCUCUGCAUUCGAGAUCGAUCGCUGUUUGCUUGGUCGGUUGGUGGGGUUGUCGAAAAAUUUUGUUUGUGUUUCUUGAUGGUCCUCAUUUUGGGCUUUUUUUUGCUUUUCUUACCUAAUCUGCUUUACUUGAUGUGUUUUUGUUUGGAUUUCCUAAUCUUAUGCACUUCCUGCGCACACCCGUUUUGGUUCUCAUCAGGCUUUAUGAGCUGCAAUUUGGUGUUUGCAUAAAGUUUUAGAGGUGAAAAAUGUCAUCUUUCCGGCAGUUGUCACGAAUUGAUACCGCUGAGCUCAAGGCUCAGUUGUUUAAGAAGCUUGGGCGCCGAAAAGCCGAGAGGUACUUUUAUAUCCUCAAGAGAUUACUGAACUUGAAACUCAGCAAGUUGGAGUUCGAGAAGCUGUGCUAUGGGAUUAUCGGAAAGGAAAAUCUUGCCCUUCAUAAUUUGUUCAUCAGAUCGAUCCUUAGCAAUGCGUGUCUUGCGCUUGCACCACCUAGCAGAGAGACAAUCACAGGAAAUUCACGGACUAGUAAGAUGUCGAGCUUCGGUGAAACCUUCCCAGCAUCCCCUCGGAGGGGAAGGUCUAUAAACAGCAAGGACCGUAGAUCAGCUGACCGAGCAAGACUCCUUGGGCCGUAUGGUAAAAUUCCUCCUGGACAUGUUCAAGAAGUCACAAAUUCUUGUGAUCUUCAGAGGCCACGGGAGCAACAAAGUGCUCCAGAGUUGAUAUCUAUUGGUAGCAAAGCUCUAGCAUCCGUUGAAGAUGGGGAAGAGGUUGAACAAUAUAGAUGUAGCCCAAGUGUUCAAAGUAGAAGUCCUUUAAGGCCUCCUCUUGGCAUUCCAGUGACACUUGGUGAUCCUCCUAGUAAAUUUUUUCGUACUGGUUUUAAAUCAAGAUUAAAACUUAUUGAGCCAAAUGUUCUUGACAGUUGUCUUCGUACUUCUCAACUGCCAGAUACAAGGUCUUUGAGGGAUCGGUUGGAGCGUAAGUUGGUGGUUGAGGGCCUUGGUCUGUCGGUUGACUGUACUAAUGUGUUAAAUCAUGGAUUGGAUGCAUUUCUAAGGAGGCUGAUAAAACCCUGUAUGGAUUUAGCUAGAGCAAGACACAGUUUUAAUAGGACGAGUCAAGGGGAUGGAAAGAUUUUCCCCAAUAUGAAAGGUUUGUGGCAAGUGGGUCAAGUGCAAACAUCGAAUGAGUCCUACUAUGCUUCUUUACUCGAUUUUCAGUCGGCAGUGGAAUUGAAUCAUAAAAUACUUGGAGGUGAUUGGCCUCUACUGCUUGAGAAGAUAUGCUCACAUUUAUCGGAAGAAUGAAAAGUGACCUGUGUAUGGUCUUAGUCCCUCUUUUGUGGUGAUUCCAGAGUUGAUGCAAAUUAAAGGAUCCUGUGAGCUUUCAAUACUGUUGAUGCAAUAAUAUGCAAUUAUUGUUAUCUGAAGAAUUUAUAAUGAAAAGGCCUUUUUCAGUUUCAAGACAUUUAAACUUACACACCAAGCAUCUUCCAACAUGUGACAUAGAGAACAAGACACACUUCCUUCUUGAUAGGUUCGGUCAAUUCUCAAGGUGCUGAUUUCUUGUGAUGGAUCCAUGUCCUAGUUAUUAAAUGUAAAAAAUUCAAAUUUGCAACUUUGCAGCUUAAAGAAAUUAUAAGUUCAUAGUCAUUUUUGAAUA
Musa acuminata AAA Group (dessert banana) is the source of this 1812-nucleotide messenger RNA. RefSeq lists its product as uncharacterized. The coding region runs from base 393 to 1457 and encodes 354 amino acids. Gene Ontology annotation, molecular function: transcription coactivator activity. Gene Ontology annotation, cellular component: SAGA complex. The record is from RefSeq and is a predicted model, not a curated record. Gene Ontology annotation, biological process: regulation of transcription by RNA polymerase II. Lineage: Eukaryota; Viridiplantae; Streptophyta; Magnoliopsida; Zingiberales; Musaceae. The transcript is spliced from 2 exons.